CGGAUGGAGUGGAGGGAGUGAUGGCGGAGAGCGCAGCUCUGUCCCGCACAUAAACAAACCGUAACUCCCCCUUCAGCUCUCACGCCGCACGGAGAGCGCUGGCAGAGCGGCCGGGCUUUGGAGCAUGACCGUGUAUCACUAGAGUCCUUCAGUGUGAGCAGCACCAUGUCGAUGGAAGACCCGUUUUUCGUCGUGAAAGGGGAGGUCCAAAAGGCUGUAAACACUGCACAAGGUCUGCAUCAGAGAUGGAGUGAGCUACUGCAAGAUCCGGGUGGUGCCACCAAGGAAGAGAUUGACUGGACCACAAAUGAGUUGAGGAACAGCCUGAGGUCCAUUGAAUGGGAUUUGGAGGAUUUGGACGAAACUAUUAGUAUUGUGGAAGCAAAUCCAAGAAAGUUUAAUCUUGAUGCUGUGGAGUUGACCAAGCGAAAAGCCUUCAUCACCAGCACAAGGCAGACAGUUAAGGAGAUGAAGGACCACAUGUCUAGUCCAAUGGCUGUGUCCAUAUCGGACAAGAAAAACAGACAGACUCUUUUGGGGGAUGGAGGUUCCCAUGGCCCAAUCUGGCAACCCGGAGGAGGAGGAGACAGGUACACCCGUCUGGACCGAGAGCUGCAAACAGCCAACUCCCAGUUUAUUGAGGAGCAGCAAACCCAGCAGCAGCUCAUAGCGGAGCAGCAGGAUGAGCAGUUGGAGCUGGUGUCAGGGACCAUUGGUGUGUUGAAGAACAUGUCUCAAAGGAUUGGACAGGAGCUUGAUGAACAAGCAGUAAUGCUUGAUGAUUUCUCUCAUGAAAUGGACAACACUCAGUCCAGACUGGACAAUGUGAUGAAGAAGCUGGCUAAAGUUUCCCACAUGACAAGUGACCGACGGCAGUGGUGUGCAAUUGGCAUUUUGUUGGCCAUCCUGUUUGUUGUGAUCAUCCUGUUCAUUGUUCUGUGAACAGCACUCCCAGUCCACAACCACUACAGCUUUCCUCACCUGCACAGAAGGAUUGACUAAAUCAAAGGUGCUCUGGGGAAAGGAAAUCACCUUCUUCUCCAGUCCUUACUCCGUCACACUGUCAGCUGAUGAGUAUUAUGCGUCUUUUGCAACUUUUUAGGCAACUCCAAAAUGCCACCAGCGUGGUACAUUUGCUUGUUUAUCUGUAAAUAGCUGUUUUGUUUUGUU
Colossoma macropomum (tambaqui) is the source of this 1170-nucleotide messenger RNA. RefSeq names its product syntaxin 6 (gene stx6). Gene Ontology annotation, molecular function: SNAP receptor activity; SNARE binding. The transcript has 8 exons. Gene Ontology annotation, cellular component: SNARE complex; endomembrane system; synaptic vesicle membrane. Bases 166 to 942 code for a protein of 258 amino acids. Gene Ontology annotation, biological process: vesicle fusion; Golgi vesicle transport; intracellular protein transport. Lineage: Eukaryota; Metazoa; Chordata; Actinopteri; Characiformes; Serrasalmidae. The record is from RefSeq and is a predicted model, not a curated record.